Molecule: messenger RNA, 975 nt
Organism: Ogataea angusta
Lineage: Eukaryota; Fungi; Ascomycota; Pichiomycetes; Pichiales; Pichiaceae
Exons: 2
Coding region: 1-975 (324 amino acids)
Cellular component (GO): nucleus; proteasome core complex, alpha-subunit complex; proteasome core complex
Source: RefSeq, a predicted model, not a curated record
AUGCGUCAGUAUGUGGCAGUGGUACAGAAUCACCGGGAACGCUAUCCCGGUGACCAGCAGGAAGCUCGAGAGAAAGCGGCCGAAGUCCACCACGUCGCCCGUGGCGCCCAGCUCCGCGUCGUCCAGGUACGAGUCGUACUCGGAGGCGUAGUACCUUGUGAUCAAAAUCGGGAUGUGCGCAAUGGCAAACACGAAAGCAUAGAAUACGCCUUGGAGGCCAUCAAGCAGGGCUCUGCAGCCGUGGGGAUCACGUCCAAGAACCAUGUGGUCCUGGUGGCCCUGAAGCGGAACGCUGAGGAACUGGGCUCGUACCAGAAGAAAAUCAUCAAAAUCGACAACCACAUGGGCAUUGCACUGGCCGGCCUGGCGCCCGACGCGCGCGUGCUCUCAAAUUUUCUGAGACAGCAGGCGAUGUCGUCGAAAAUGGUGUUCAACCGGCCGCUGAACGUGGCCAAGGCGGUCUACUCGAUCGCAGACAAGGCACAGGACAACACACAGUCUGCGGGCGGCCGUCCGUACGGUGUGGGGCUGCUUGUGGCCGGCGUCGACGAGAACGGCGCCCAUCUGUACGAGUUCCAGCCGUCGGGCAGCGUGCUGGAGUACGUGGGGGCGGCCAUUGGCGCGAGGUCCCAGGCCGCCAGAACGUUCCUGGAAAGGAAAUACGAGGAAUUUGCAGACGCCACCAAGGAACAGCUGAUAGAGUAUGCGUUGACGGCCCUCAGAGACACGCUGUCGCAGGACAAGGAGCUGAACUCGCUGAACACCACGGUCGCCGUCGUCGGCAAGGACGAGCAGUUCACGAUCUACGACGAUGACGACGUGCAGCAGUGGCUCGACCGUCUGGACAGCCUGUCGAACGCUAGAAAUAGAGACGAACCACAGCAAGAGCAGCAGUCACAGGAACAAGCAGAACAGCCAGCAGAACAGCCAGCAGAACCAACGGAGCAGUCCGACAGAAUGGAUACAGACGAGUAG